This is a messenger RNA of Oryzias melastigma (Indian medaka), 2509 nucleotides long. RefSeq names its product histone-lysine N-methyltransferase SETDB1-B. Bases 176 to 1618 code for a protein of 480 amino acids. Gene Ontology annotation, biological process: negative regulation of gene expression; heterochromatin organization. Gene Ontology annotation, cellular component: nucleus. The transcript has 10 exons. Gene Ontology annotation, molecular function: histone H3K9 methyltransferase activity. Lineage: Eukaryota; Metazoa; Chordata; Actinopteri; Beloniformes; Adrianichthyidae. The record is from RefSeq and is a predicted model, not a curated record.
GCAGUAAUGUACCUCAACGCUGUGUGCCAUCCGCCGCCAUAAACUGAAACCAGAACCAGAAGAAGAAGUUAGCUUUGCUCAGACAAGCUAAUCAUAGUAUCUAGAUCAAAUUUUAUUUUCCAUUUAAGUACUGUAAUCAUAUUUCCAAGACAACUGUGAAUCGAAAAGAGUUGCUAUGGAAGUGGAGGAGUUCAAGCCAAGCAUGCAGGAGCUGAAGAGCUCAGAAGUCAGUGUAGAAAAUGAUAAUGCUGCCAUGGAAGUGGAUGAAGUCAAGUCAAACAUGCUGGACCUGGAGAGCUCAGAAGAUGGCAAAAGUCAUGAGAAUGGAAGUGUUCCAAAAAUAUCGUAUGAGUUCCCAUCGUCUCAAUAUGCCACUCCCAGCCAGCCAGCAUGUGUUCAGAAUGGCGCUGACUGUCUGCAUCUGCAGAAAGAAGCCGUUGUGGUUUUAACUAGACUUCCUGAACACGUUAUCAGUGCCCUGCAGUCGCCAAAGACCGAGGAGGUGUACAGCGAUGCCGAGUCGUGGAUGGAGGCUGAAUCCGAUACUCUGUGGGAACCGGGGGAUGAUUCAGAUGAUUCCGAUGCCCCACGCUCCAACAACAAUCGAAAAAUCCUUAAGGUGAAAAAGAGCGGCACAUCAGAAAAGCCCAAACGGGCUGUGAGCAGUAACAGCACAAGUUCAGAGUUUGUGAUAGUGGAUGAGUCCAAAACAAGCGUUCCAGAGCCCAAAUCUAGCGUGCCGGAGCCCAAAUCUAGCGUGCCGGAGUCCAAAUCAAUCGUGCCGGAGCCCAAAUCAAGUGUUCCAGAGCCCCAGAAGUCCAAGGACGGCGUAGACAACAAUAACGUUUCUUCAGCAGCGAAUGCAGGCACCUCUAUUAUAUCAACCUUCAUGGGACACUGCAACGAGGAAACCAAAAAUGUCCGGCCUAAUUUGCCGGAGAAAGAAGUCUCUCCGGGCAUGAUGAUCAUAGCCAGGAGGAGGGCCAUGGAGUGGAAGCGGGGCAAAAUCGCAGAGAUAAUUACAAAAGAAGACGGACGGUUAAAAUACAAAGUCGUUUUUGAAGAAAAAGGCAAGAGUCUCGUAUCGGGACAUCACAUAGCCUUCGACUUCACGACCCGGCUGGUGGAGCUGUACAUCGGCGCCCGCGUUGUGGUUCAGUCCCAGGAGGACGAGCUUUGCUUCCUGCCUGGAGUUCUGGGCGAACUCCCCAACAGAAAGAACCGCUUAAGGUUUCUGGUUUUUAUAGAUGAUCACACACCAGUUUAUGUUGGUUUACCUUCACUUCAUCUCGUGUGCAGACCGCUGGAUAAUGUUUUGGAUGACCUUCCGAGCGGCAUUCACAAGUAUUUCAUAGCACAGUAUUUAAAGAGAUGGCCAUACCCCCAUUUAACACGCUACAAAGUGGGGCAAACCAUUACUGUAGAUGUGAACGGAGUCCCAGAGAAAUGUGACGUCCACAGCGUGGACUGCAGCUUGAUUUUGGUCGUUUAUCAGCAUAAUCAGAUGCGAGAGUGGAUUCACAGAGGCUCCGUACGAUUGGAACACAUAUUCAAGUUGUUGAAAAUGGACGAACAGACAAAGCUGAGCACUGAAGGGGUUCCAAAGACCAAUAGCUAAACGAAGGCCUCGCCGAGCGAAGAGAACAUUUGGCCGAAUCCGAAUUGCUUCCCUAACCCUACGGCUUCUCCCUUCAUUUUCCCUUCAAGACGAAAGACAUGGAAAAAAUUGUAUCUUCAAAACUUACGUUUAAAUACAAACUGCAGCUCAUCCUUACAAAAACAUCACUAUAGCUUCAAAUGCCCCAACAAUUAAACAAUAGGGAGGAGCCAGAAAGGUAGGGAAGCAAUUCGGUCUAGAGCAAAGAAAAAAAAAAAUCAAGCAUGACUCUUCUAACUUGCUUUGUGAAUUUAUUUUUCCGGCCUCUCGUUUGAGGCUAAAUAUCUAAUAAAGCAUUCAAAUUUUGUAUCAAAAUCCACAAUUUUGUUUAUACAAAGAACUUUUACUUGUAAAGCUGUACUGUAGACUUCUAAAGUUGUCCAUAUGAGGUUGACAUGUUCCCCAAAUGCAAAAAGUUUUGUGAGAAGGCCCAACCGUUCCUUUGAGUUAGCGUGUUUUCUCCAUGCGGUUAAAAAAAAAAAUGCUUCGUUGAUUGACUGAUGACUCCAAAUUGUCAUUUGGGUGUGAAAGUGUGUGGUUCUUCGAUGGACUUGGACUGGUGAUGUGAGCUAAAGUAACCCUCGAGACCCUGACGGAACCACGGAUAGAAGGAAAAAGCUUCAUUUCUACUGUUACCUUAAAUACUAUGUCUUUAUUUUAGUUCUCAGUUCUUUAAAUGAUGAUUUUUUUUUAACCAACUCAUUUCAAGUACUCACGUUUUCUUUAUCACAUUUUUAUUAUUCUGUUUAUUUUGAAAUAAAGAAGUUUCUCAAUAUGUUUCUGCUUUGCUGCUUUUAUGUAAUUCUGUAUCUACUGUACAAUACUGAUGUAAAUUAAAAUUAGCCUGCACAA